Molecule: messenger RNA, 6502 nt
Organism: Drosophila innubila
Lineage: Eukaryota; Metazoa; Arthropoda; Insecta; Diptera; Drosophilidae
Gene: Mcr
Product: CD109 antigen
Exons: 7
Coding region: 199-5532 (1777 amino acids)
Cellular component (GO): extracellular region
Molecular function (GO): endopeptidase inhibitor activity; protein binding
Source: RefSeq, a predicted model, not a curated record
UGAUUGCCCGUCACUAGCAUAAGUCAUCGCGUUGCGGGGUUUGUGUUUGUGUGUGUGUGCGCUGCUGCUUUUGUGUUUCAUUCAUUUAAAAUUUAAGUUAAAAGUUAGUUUUGUGUUCUCGCUUCUUUUAUUACAAAUAAUGCAAUCGCCUUGCAGUGCAUCGUAAAGACAGUCAAUAACGUGAAACAGCACAUUUUGAUGAUGCAGCGUUUAAUGUGGCACAUGCUGCACGCGCUGCUGCUGCUGCAAACAGUUGCAGCACAAACCGAUGGCAGCUAUUACAAUCCACAACAACAACAGCAGCAACAACAACAAACUUUGCUACCACAACAACCAACAUCGCAAUACGAAAUCAAUCCACAAUUUGGAGGCAAUCUGAACCCAAAUUUGAAUCCGAAUCUCAAUAACAACAAUCUCAACAACGUAAAUAAUCCGAAUAAUCCAUUGUAUCGCACUGAUGGCAUUGGAGCCGGAGGAUACAAUGACUUGGGCAACCAGGAUGAUUACAAUAAACGUCUGGGAAAUUCAGCAUAUGAUGACAGUGAACCAAGUCUGGGACGUGGCAAGAGCUCGUAUAAUUUGAAGGGCACUUUUCUGGAUACAUUGCACAAUCAAGAGCCAACCUAUUUUAUUGUCGCCUCACGCAUGGUGCGUCCUGGUCUUAUCUAUCAGGUAUCCGUGUCCAUAUUGCAGGCCAAAUAUCCCAUCACAGUCCAUGCGAGUAUCUCAUGUGAUGGCGUCCAAAUCAGCGGUGAUUCCAAGGGUGUCAAGGAGGGCGUUCCCGAAACUCUGCUCAUGCGAAUACCUCCAACGAGCGUAACCGGAGAUUACAGGCUGCGUGUCGAGGGUUUCUAUCAGGAUGUCUUUGGCGGUGUCGCCUUUCUCAAUGAUACGCGUUUGGAUUUCUCCCAACGCUCCAUGACCAUCUUUGUGCAAACGGAUAAACCUCUUUAUAUGCAGGGCGAAACGGUGAGAUUCAGAACGAUUCCCAUUACAACCGAACUCAAGGGAUUCGACAAUGCCAUCGAUGUUUAUAUGCUGGAUCCCAAUCGUCAUAUACUCAAGCGCUGGCUAUCGAGACAAUCGAAUCUGGGCUCCGUUUCGUUGGAGUACAAAUUGUCAGAUCAGCCGACGUUUGGUGAAUGGACGAUACGUGUUAUUGCCCAGGGUCAGCAGGAGGAGAGUCACUUUAGUGUGGAGGAAUAUUAUCAGACGCGUUUCGAGGUGAAUGUCACAAUGCCAGCUUACUUCUUUACCACGGAUCCGUUUAUCUAUGGACGUGUGAUGGCCAAUUUUACCAGCGGUUUGCCCGUCCGUGGCAAUCUCACAAUUAAGGCAACCAUCAGGCCAAUUGGGUACUUUAGCAACCAAGUGUUGAAUGAAAAGUUCCGUUUGGGCCGAUCGCCGUUGGAGCAACAGAAUUUGUAUGACGAACGUUUGCGCUAUAAUACUCCCAACCAGAAUCCUCAACAGGGUUAUAAUAUACCCGCCCAAUUGCCACAGGAUGGCGUUGAUCUCUCACAGGAUAUUUUGUAUCGCAAUCAGUAUGUGGUGGAACGUAGCUAUCAAUUCGAUGAGGAAUGGCCAUUUUGGGUGAGAAAACCUGAAUAUAUUGACAACUACGAUUCCUGGACGAGCAGCUAUCGGAAUUCCUUGCCAUUCCUGCGCUAUUUCAACGGCACCUUUGACUUCAAGUGGCCUCUACGUGAACUGGAGGCUCUUGUGCCACGUUUGGCCAACUCGGAGAUCCUCAUUACGGCCACAGUGGGUGAGAAAUUCUAUGAUGAGAUCAUCAGUGGUUAUGCCGUGGCACGUGUCUACAAUUCAAGUUUGCGUGUUGCGUUCCUUGGGGAAUCCCCGCAGGUUUUCAAGCCCGCAAUGCCAUUUACAACGUAUUUAGUUGUGGAAUAUCAUGAUGGAUCACCCAUAAAUCCCAAUUUAUUGCGUCAAGGACUCAUGGAAGUCAGUGGCUUUGUGGAGAGUCGCAAUGGCGGACGUCGUGAUUGGCCCACUCAGCGAUUACACAUGUCACAGCAGAGUGAUGGCGUUUGGGAGUUGAAAAUUGAUAUACGCAAUGAUUUGAACUUGGAUGAGCGUCCUCAAAAUCGGGAUUUCCUCAACGGCAUACAGAAUAUGCGUUUGCAAGCACAUUUUAUUGAUCCACGUGGAGAACGCAUUCAAACCGAACUUCUGCUUGUAUCGCAUUAUUCACCACGCAAUCAACACAUUAAGAUCACAACGAGCACGGAGCAGCCGGUGGUUGGAGAAUACAUAAUUUUCCACAUACGCACGAAUUUCUUUCUCGAGGAAUUCAACUAUUUGAUUAUGUCCAAGGGUGUUAUAUUGAUCAACGAUCGGGAAACAAUUACCGAAGGCAUACGCACAAUUGCUGUAGUCUUGAGCGCGGAGAUGGCUCCAAUGGCCACUUUGGUGGUGUGGAAGAUCACACAACAGGGUCAAGUGGUUGCCGAUUCCCUCACGUUUCCAGUUAAUGGCAUCUCCAGGAAUAAUUUCACGGUUUACAUAAAUAAUCGCAAGGCGCGAACCGGCGAGAAAGUUGAGGUGGCCAUUUUUGGUGAACCCGGCUCUUAUGUGGGACUCUCGGGCAUAGACAGCGCCUUCUACACGAUGCAGGCGGGCAAUGAAUUAACCUAUGCCAAGAUCAUUACCAAAAUGUCCAACUUUGAUGAGCAAACAAAUGGCACAUAUAAACACAUUUGGUAUUCCCAUGAGGGUAAUCCCGAUCAGUUGGUCUACUUUCCGGCCUCUUCCUUUGGCAUCGAUGCGAAUCGCACUUUUGAGUACAGCGGAUUGAUUGUCUUCACGGAUGGCUAUGUUCCCCGCAGGCAGGAGAAUUGCAAUAGGACUUUAGGCUAUGGUGAAUGCUUGAGCGGACGCUGUUAUCGUUUGGAAAAACAUUGCGAUGGCGCAUUUGAUUGCGACGAUGGCACGGAUGAGAUUGGUUGUCAUGUCCGCAACGAUACGGAAUUGUUAAACUAUCGUAAAUAUCGCUUCAAUCGUGUUUUACGGCAUUACGAGAAUGUUUGGCUGUGGAAGGAUGUGAAUAUUGGACCACAUGGUCGUUACAUCUUCAAUGUAGAUGUGCCAGAUCGUCCUGCGUAUUGGAUGGUUAGCGCUUUCAGUGUAAGUCCCUCGAAAGGAUUUGGCAUGCUCAACAAGGCCUUGGAAUAUGUUGGUGUCCAACCGUUCUUCAUCAAUGUGGAAAUGCCAAUGGUUUGCCGGCAAGGAGAACAGGUGGGAAUCCGUGUCACGGUUUUCAAUUACAUGACCAUACCCAUUGAGGCAACUGUGGUGCUGCACGGCAGUCCCAACUACAAGUUUGUCCAUGUCGAGGAGGAUGGCAUUGUGCGCUCUUAUAAUCCACGCACCAGCUUUGGCGAGCAUCAGUUCUUCAUCUAUUUGGAUGCACAGGGAACUACGGUGGUCUAUGUGCCCGUGGUGCCACAGCGUUUGGGUGAUGUUGAGGUGACGUUGCAUGUGGCAACUUUACUCGGAACAGACACCAUCAAACGCACCCUCCACGUGGAGUCCGAUGGCCUGCCCCAGUACAGACAUCAAUCUGUGCUCUUGGAUCUGUCGAAUCGUGCCUAUGUGCUGGAGUAUAUGCAUGUGAAUGUCACACAGACACCGGAGAUACCCUAUCAAGUGGAUCGUUACUUUGUCUAUGGCUCGAAUCGUGCUCGGAUCUCGGUUGUGGGUGAUGUGGUGGGUCCCAUCUUCCCCACGAUGCCUGUAAAUGCCAGUUCACUGCUCUACCUGCCCAUGGAAUCGGCGGAACAGAAUGCCUUUAGUUUUGCUGCCAAUUUAUAUACCAUCAUGUACAUGCGUUUGAUUAAUCAACGUAACAAGACGCUGGAGAAGAAUGCCUUCUAUCACAUGAACAUUGGCUAUCAACGACAACUGAGUUUUAUGCGCGGCGAUGGUAGCUUCUCCUUGUUCCGUGCCGAUUGGAACAAUUCUGCUUCCUCCGUUUGGUUAACCAGCUACUGUCUGCGCAUCUUCCAGGAGGCUUCCUUCUACGAGUGGGAGAACUUCAUUUGGAUCGAUGCGACAAUUAUUGAGAAGAACAUGCGUUGGCUUCUGCAGCAUCAGACGCCAGAAGGUGCCUUUUAUGAGGUCACCUGGUUGCCGGAUCGUAAAAUGAAUCGCACAAACUCCGCCAGCUUUACAAAUCUACGAAAUCGUAACAUUACCUUGACUUCACAUGUCCUCAUCACACUGGCCACCGCCAAGGAUUUAUCUGGUACGUUGGGCGCACGUGUGUCCCUGGCGACACAACGUGCCAUUGCCUGGAUCGAAAGGAAUAUGCAGUUCCUGAUGGACACACCGGAACCUUAUGAUGUCGCCAUCACAGCGUAUGCAUUGCAACUUUGCAACUCACCCAUUGCGGAGCAUGUUUUCAGCAUCCUUCGGCGUCAUGCACGCACCACUGGUGACUUUAUGUAUUGGGGCAAUCAGGAGUUGCCGCAACCGCCACGUAAAUUGGAAAAUCAAAAGUGGUUCUCAUUGCCACGUUUGCCCUACGAAUAUGAUUCCCUCAAUAUUGAGACUACAGCCUAUGCAUUGUUGGUUUAUGUGGCUCGUCGUGAGUUUUUUGUGGAUCCCAUUGUGCGUUGGCUGAACGCACAGCGUUUAAAUGAUGGCGGUUGGUCCUCCACCCAAGAUACAAGCGCUGCUUUGAAAGCCCUUGUCGAGUACACGGUGCGCUCUCGCAUUCGUGAUGUUUCCUCGCUGAGUGUGGAGAUUGAAGCCUCCUCUCAAGGCGGCAAGACACAAGAGCUCCACAUCGAUGACACCAAUUUGGCGCGAUUGCAAAGCAUUGAGAUACCCGAUGCUUGGGGAACAAUCAAGGUGCAGGCCAAGGGCGCUGGUUAUGCCAUACUGCAGAUGCAUGUGCAGUACAAUGUGGACAUUGAAAAGUUCCAGACGAAGCCACCGGUACCAGCAUUUGGACUCCACACAAAGGCCAUCUUCCACGGCAGGAAUCAGUCGCAUAUAUCUUAUGUGGCUUGCCAAAACUGGGUCAACACACAGGAAGCGGAGCGCUCAGGCAUGGCUGUGCUGGAUGUGGCUAUACCCACGGGCUAUUGGAUACAACAACAGAAAUUGGACUCGUAUGUGCUGAGCAAUCGUGUGCGAAAUCUGCGACGUGCUCGCUAUUUGGAACGCAAGAUUGUCUUCUACUUUGAUUAUCUUGAUCAGGAGGACAUCUGCGUCAACUUUACGAUAGAACGCUGGUAUCCAGUGGCCAAUAUGUCACGUUAUCUGCCCGUGCGCAUCUAUGACUACUAUGCGCCAGAGCGUUUCAACGAGUCCAUCUUUGAUGCCCUGCCCACAUAUCUGCUCAAUAUCUGUGAGGUUUGCGGUAGUUCUCAGUGCCCUUACUGCUCCAUAUAUAACAUUGGCUGGCGUGCAUCCUUGUCCGUCUGGCUGUUGUUCUUCAGUGUCUUCAUUUAUCUGCUGCGCAGUCGUACACAUUUAGUGCUCAACACACUCCAUCUGUUUACCUAGAAAGUCGAAUAUUUUAUUCCCUACACUAGCAGCCCAAAACCACACAAAACAUGAUUAGCUUAUUAAGUUGAAUUCGAUUGAGUGUUGAGUUUGAGUUUGAAAAUUGAAUUUUUAGUUGGUUUUUGUUCUACGUUUGUUUUUAUUUUUUCUUAACAAAAUUGCAUUCCGUCCAAGAAUACUGGCAGGCUUUGAGUUAUUUUUAUAAUUAUAAUUUUAAUAACGUAAUUGCAUGUAAACAUAAUCUCGAAAUGUACAAAACAGCAUCCACCAAUCGAGCGGACAAAUUUGUUUUGCAAUUUGCCCAGAUUUCUACUAUAUCACUAUGAAGAAUCAAAUUUUAUGUACACAAAUUACACAUAUAACAUAUAGAGUAUUUUUAGCGUUCAGUUUAUAUUUUAUAAGUAAUAAUAUGUAACUCGUCAUAUGCCAGAACUAGAGUCUUUGCCUUAUCUCCAAUAUGUGGGCGCUACAAGUGCCGAUUUAAAGUGAAAAUCAAUAUGAACGAAUAUACAACAAAAGUGUCUUAAUAAAAUGGAAAAUGCCUUUAUUAGAUUUUAGAAAUCGAUAGUGAAUAUACUUAUAUUAUUGAAUUAACUUUUGGCAAAAAGCAUGAAUAUCAAUUGAAAUUUUUUAUAUGCAUAUAUUUAAUUGGAAUUUUUUUGUAAAAGAUGAUGAUUAUGAUAACGUUGAAAGCGACCGUCCAAUACAUAUACUUUUUAUGUUUAAAUAUCGCAACAAAUGAAUCUAAUUAGUGUGUAAGUUUUAUAUUCUUGACAAAAACAGUUUAGAUACUGCUUGUGUACAUUAUAACAUAAAUACUGUAUAGCCAUGUACAUGUAGCUAACGAGUCUCGAAUCCAAGUACUCCGUCCCUCCUUUAUGGUACACAAUUGAAAUCUACGUUUUCUAUGUAACGAAAAAAACUAUAAUAAAUUAACGAAAUCUUUUCAUCCACGUGAAAACUCAAAAUA